UUUAGUUAGCUGGCCUUGAGUUUGUAGGCCUAUCACACACAUACACGCACACCUUCAACAGGCACUGCUCCACAAAUGUCCACAGGGACACAAAAAUUGCUUGGUUAGCAACUGGUGAUUUUUUUGAAAGUCGUUUUGCUCUUACACUCUUGGCAGUGGCCUAUGAUGGCCAAGGUUGACGUGACAUUGGUACGCCCAGACCUUACACUCAAACAGUACUCAUCAGCUUCCAAUCUUGCCUUCAAUGAAAAAAUCAAGUCACUAAUUAAAGAGGGGCAGAACAUCUAUCAUUUUGGAUUUGGUCAAUCACCUUUUCCUGUUUUAGAAACCGCCGUUGAUUACCUCAAGAAAUAUGCCAGUGAAAAUGAUUAUCUUCCUGUUCAAGGUUUGGCCACUUUGAGGAAAGGGAUAUGUGAGUUUCACAAAGUAUAUGACAAUCUCACCUUUGACCCUGAUGAUGUCAUAGUGGCACCUGGGAGCAAAGAACUGAUUUUUCUACUUAUGACCGUUUUUAAUGGAGACAUAUUGAUCAAUUCACCAUCUUGGACUACCUAUCAGUCUCAGGCUAUUUUAGCAGGACGCAGUCCGUUAAUAGUGGACAGCAGGGAAAAAGAUGGAUGGAAAAUUACGCCAGAGGAAUUAGAGAAGGUCUUAUCAAAGGCUGACAUCGAUAGUUACAAACUUCUUAUAUUAACUAACCCAUGUAAUCCAACUGGGACGUGUUAUACGCAAGAAAAUUUGGAGAAAUUGACAGAGGUAUUUAGGAAUCAUCGAGUCAUUGUUCUUAGCGAUGAGAUCUACGCCAGAGUCCAAUACGGCGGGGAUCAUGUUUGCCUUUCCAAGGUCUACCCAGAAGGUACUAUCUUGAGUUCUGGAAUGUCCAAAUGGGCAGGGGCAGGUGGAUGGAGACUUGGCUACAACAUUUUCCCAAAUGAGUUAUCUCCCCUGAUGUCUGCUGUGAGAAAUGCAGCAAGUCACAGUUAUUCCUGUGCCCCAGCUCCCAUGCAAUAUGCCUUCUCACAGGUGCUAACCAAUUUUCCAGCAUGUGAUGAAUACAUUCAACACACAACUAGAAUUAUGAAGCUAGUGGGGCAGUUUUGUACCAGUGAACUACGAUCUGUUGGAGUGAAGGUGGUAGAGCCAAAAGGUGGCUACUACAUCUUCCCAAACUUUGAGGUCAUCAAACCAGCCCUGGUCAAGGGUGGCAUUACUUCCUGCAAACAGAUGUGUGAACUGAUCCUUAAAGAUGCCCAUGUUGCACUGAUGCCAGGUGGACCUGACCACAUGAGACCUAUUGAUGAACUAACGACUCGCCUUUGUUUUGUCAACUUCAAUGGUUCCCUCUCGCUCUCUGAAAGCAGACAAAGGGGAUUAACAUGUAAACUGGAUGUGAAUUUUGUAAAGGAAUUUUGUGCCCCUGUCUAUGGUGGUGUUAUGGCUUUGAAGACUUGGGUGUUGAAACUUACUCAACUUCAAUGAAUUCAGUUCUGCAAUGCAAUCUAAAACUGAGAACUAAGAGAGUGAUGGCCCUUUUGAUAUGAAACUCAUGUAAUAAUGAAAUAAAAAAUACAAAAGAUUUUGUUAAUAA
Molecule: messenger RNA, 1588 nt
Organism: Biomphalaria glabrata
Lineage: Eukaryota; Metazoa; Mollusca; Gastropoda; Planorbidae
Product: aspartate aminotransferase-like
Exons: 14
Coding region: 163-1479 (438 amino acids)
Biological process (GO): biosynthetic process
Molecular function (GO): catalytic activity; pyridoxal phosphate binding
Source: RefSeq, a predicted model, not a curated record